UCACGCCGCUGGCCGCUGCCCGCUGCGCGCUGCGCGGAGGAGGCGCCCGGCCGGCCGCGGUCCCGCGGGAAGGGCAGGAGCACCCCGCCCUGCACGCCCGGCACAGCCUCCCGAGGGCUCCCGUGAGUCUGCCACGGUCAGCAGAGUCCAGGCGCUGUCCGGCCCCCAGCGCUCUGGCGCCCGGGUUCUGCGGAUCAGGAGUUGGAUGUGGACUGAGCCCCUUCCCUGCCUCUGAGCCCUGCCUCCUUCUGCAGGCCAGAGUUCAAUCAUCUUGCAUUUUGCUCUGGAGGGAAAGAAGCAGACGAUGAGGAAAAAAUAAUGAAUGUCAAAGGAAAAGUAAUUCUGUUAAUGCUGGUUGUUUCAACUGCAGUUGUUAUGCUCUUGGAAUACAUCAACAGCUCAGAAGACAAUUCCGUGUGGAUCUAUCCCUCCAAAAACCCAGAAGUUGAUAACAACAGCAGUCAGAGGGGCUGGUGGUUUCUGAGCUGGUUUAAGGAUGGGAUCCACGGUUAUCAAGAGGGAGAAACAGAAGAAAGGACAAAAGGAGAGCUCCCGCUAUCAGACUGGUUUGAUCCCACGAAACGCCCGGAAGUUGUGACGGUGACUAGAUGGGAAGCGCCAGUCAUAUGGGAAGAUACUUACAACACAGCCGUGCUAGAAAGUUACUAUGCCAAACGUAGAAUCACCGUGGGCUUAACAGUUUUUGCUACUGGAAGAUACAUUGAUCAUUACUUGGAGGAGUUCAUAACAUCUGCUAACAAGUACUUCAUGGCUGGGCACAAAGUCAUAUUUUACAUCCUGGUGGAUGACAUGUCCAGGAUUCCUUUGAUAGAGCUGGGUCCUCGGCGUUCCUUCAAGGUGUUUGAGAUCAAGCCUGAGAAGAGGUGGCAGGACAUCAGCAUGAUGCGCAUGAAUACCAUUGCGGAGCAUAUCGUGGCCCACAUCCAGUAUGAGGUUGACUUCCUCUUCUGCAUGGAUGUGGACCAGGUCUUCCAAGACAAUUUCGGUGUGGAGACUCUGGGCCAGCUGGUGGCUCAGCUCCAGGCCUGGUGGUACAAGGCACAUCCCAAAGAGUUUACCUACGAGAGGCGAAAACAGUCAGCAGCGUACAUUCCAUAUGGACGGGGGGAUUUUUAUUACCAUGCAGCCAUUUUUGGAGGAACACCCAGUCAAGUUCUCAACCUCACCCAGACAUGCUUUAAAGGAAUCCUCCAGGACAAGAAAAAUAACAUAGAAGCUAAGUGGCAUGAUGAAAGCCACCUGAACAAGUAUUUCCUUCUCAACAAGCCCACUAAAAUCUUAUCCCCAGAAUACUGCUGGGAUUAUCACAUAGGCCUGUCUUCAGAUAUUAAGAAUGUCAAACUAUCUUGGCAGAAUAAGGCGUAUGAUUUGGUUAGGAAUAAUGACUGACUUCAGGUUGUGCCAGUAGGUUUUCUAAACUUGAGAGAAUAUUAUUCUGGCUAAUUCCUCAGAAAAAAUAAUUUUAGCUUAAGGAAAAAAAAAAA
This is a messenger RNA of Octodon degus (degu), 1505 nucleotides long. Its product is annotated as N-acetyllactosaminide alpha-1,3-galactosyltransferase-like. Gene Ontology annotation, biological process: carbohydrate metabolic process. Gene Ontology annotation, molecular function: hexosyltransferase activity. NCBI's taxonomy places the organism in Eukaryota, Metazoa, Chordata, Mammalia, Rodentia, Octodontidae. The coding region runs from base 319 to 1410 and encodes 363 amino acids. The transcript has 8 exons. Gene Ontology annotation, cellular component: Golgi apparatus; vesicle; membrane. The record is from RefSeq and is a predicted model, not a curated record.